GAGAGAGGCGAGAGGGGAGGAGAGAGAGGAGAGAGGGGAGAGGAGAGAGGAGAGUGCAGAGAGGAGAGUGCAGAGAGGAGAGUGCAGAGAGGAGAGUGCAGAGAGGAGAGUGCAGAGAGGAGAGUGCAGAGAGGAGAGGGGAGAUGCAGAGAGGAGAGUGCAGAGAGGAGAGUGCAGAGAGGAGAGUGCAGAGAGGAGAGUGCAGAGAGGAGAGUGCAGAGAGGAGAGUGCAGAGAGGAGCUGCAGAGAGGAGAGUGCAGAGAGGAGAGUGCAGAGAGGAGAGUGCAGAGAGGAGAGUGCAGAGAGGAGAGUGCAGAGAGGAGAGUGCAGAGAGGAGAGUGCAGAGAGGAGAGUGCAGAGAGGAGAGUGCAGAGAGGAGAGUGCAGAGAGGAGAGUGCAGAGAGGAGAGUGCAGAGAGGAGAGUGCAGAGAGGAGAGUGCAGAGAGGAGAGUGCAGAGAGGAGAGUGCAGAGAGGAGAGUGCAGAGAGGAGAGUGCAGAGAGGAGAGUGCAGAGAGGAGAGUGCAGAGAGGAGAGUGCAGAGAGGAGAGUGCAGAGAGGAGAGUGCAGAGAGGAGAGUGCAGAGAGGAGAGUGCAUAGAGGAAGAGGAGAGUGCAGAGAGGAGAGUGCAGAGAGGAGAGUGCAGAGAGGAGAGUGCAGAGAGGAGAGUGCAGAGAGGAGAGUGCAGAGAGGAGAGUGCAGAGAGGAGAGAGGAAAGGGGAGAGCAGAGAGCAAAAAGCAGAGAGCGAUAUUAUCCCUCACGACAGCAACUGGAGAUUAAAAUAAUAAAAAUAGUAAUAAUAAUAAUAACAAUAACAAUAACAAUAAUAAUAAUAAUAACAAUAAUAACAAUAAUAACAACAAUAAUAAUAAUAACAAUAGUAAUAUUAAUAGUAACAAUAAUAAUAAUAAACAAAAACGAGGGCGGAGAAGAGCGGCACAGCGACCGCACAAACUCCACAUCGCCACUCCCGUCCACCACCCCUUCCCCUGCCGCCCCUGCCCCUGCCGCCCCCGCUGCCCCUGCCGACCCUGCUGCCCCUUCUCCUGUGUCAGCUACAGCCUUCUGCUGGCCGGAUGAGGCAGUGGCGGUGGCUGGGGGGAAGGGAGAGCAGCACUUGCGGCGGAGCGCGUCAAACUGUUUGGCGAAGUAG
Molecule: messenger RNA, 1152 nt
Organism: Closterium sp. Yama58-4
Lineage: Eukaryota; Viridiplantae; Streptophyta; Zygnematophyceae; Desmidiales; Closteriaceae
Source: the annotation of a GenBank genome assembly